UGCUCGCUCAGGUAUCUCGGUAUCGGACACACCUGAAGCUACCGCAGUUUACUCGGAAUUCAACGACACAUUUCCACCGAAACUCUGCUUUAAUCGACGCUUGUACAUCCUGCCAAUGAGGAAUUGCGCCGUUUCGUAGCGCACGAAAGGUUAAAGUGCUGUUUAGGAGAUUUGGCCUCAUUUUAUAAGUGAUUUGAGUGGUGUUUAUAUUGGCUUGGAGGAUGACUCUGGCUCAACUCAGGUUAUUCGGCACGGCAGUGUUUCUGCUCCUAUUUCUCCAUCAAUCUCCGUCUGCGGCUCAAGAAGAAGAGAAACUCUGCAAGGAUAAAUUCAGUGUUGGCAAAGAGGAUUUUGUGUUGAAUACAGAUGAAUCGGUGAAGGAAGGAGCCACGUUUUUAGGCUCUCCUCAAGUCUCUAAACCUGAAGACUGUGUUAUGGCCUGCUGUAAUGAUCCUAACUGCAAUCUGGCACUGAUGGAGCACAGAGAAGAUCCUAAAAGCAUCAACACCUGCUUCAUUAUAAACUGUCUGUACAAGCAGAAGAAGGUCUGCCAUUUUGUGAGGAAAAAGGGCUUUACUAACUACCUGCGCAAAUCUGUUUUCAGCGAUUACCUCGAGCAGAAAGCCACAGAUUUCAUUGAGCAAAAGCUUCCAGAUGUAGAGGAUAGACCUCCGCGUGCAAGGGCCGGACAGGACAGAGUUGUUCAACCUAAUGAAGAUGUGACGCUCAAUGGCAUCGAGAGCUCGGAUGAUAAAAAGAUUGUGAAAUACGAAUGGGAGCAAGUGGUCGGAGACCCGUCUGCUGUAAUGACGAAAGGGCAUUUUGCGGACUCUGUGACAGUCUCCAAUCUUUCUCCGGGGAUGUAUAAGUUCAGACUGACAGUUUCAGAUGAAGCUGGACAGACGGGAUCCGCAGAGGUGUCCAUUUUGGUUCUGACUCGAGAACAGUCGCUCCAUCACUGUCUGGUGCCGAAGAAGGAGGGUCCAUGCCGAGGCUCUUUCCCACGCUGGCAUUAUAACGCCGCCACAGAGAAAUGCGAAGAGUUCAAGUUUGGAGGCUGCGUGCCAAACCGUAAUAACUAUCUGGCGCUCAACGAAUGCCAGAGCGCCUGCAACAAAGUCUCAGUUUCUAAUAUUGGUUCUCCUGCUCCUCAUCCAUCUGGAAGAAUAGGUCCCAUUGACGCUGUUGAGCAGUGUGACAGGCCCUGCAGUCCUGAGCAUUUCACAUGUGAUAAUAAAUGCUGCAUCGGGAAAGAUCUGGUGUGCGACAAAGAGAAACAAUGCAGCGACGGCUCAGAUGAAAAGGAAUGCGACAAAUGGGAUUAUGAUCUUAUUAAAUUGCGGGGAAUCUCUCCGGACGUGUCGAAAGCUCGCUGUGUGAAGCCGCCAGUAACAGGAACCUGUCCCGGCAGUCAAACCAAAUGGUAUUACAAUCCAAACAAGCGUCUCUGUUACCGCUUUAACUACGGCGGCUGUGAAGGAAAUCAAAACCGCUUUGAAACUGAGGCCGGCUGCAUGACGUUCUGCAGCGGAGUCACCGAAAAUGAUAAGUUUCCCGAGGAAAGUCAGUUCGAUAAGCAGGAAGGCAAGAGCAACAACACAGUUGCUAUUGUGAUGGUAAUCAUCUUGGCCUUCGCUAUCGCCAUCCUGCUGGUCAUCAUCGCCUACUGCCUGGUCAAAGGCCGAAAGAAGAGUCGGAAUAAACACCAGCAGCUGGCGGUAAACGGCGGACACAUUUACAGAUACGAGGACUCAGAGAAACUCGUCUACAACAGCACAACCAAACCCAUCUGAACCCCCAACCUGUGAAACGAUACACCUGUAUCUGCAGUAAUUAUCUGAGCUGUUUCCAGUAGACUGUGCAGCAUUUACUCCCAGCUUGCUUUGUUUUAAGUUUGUAUCACCAGCAGCUUUUCUUAGGAAUGCUGUGAAUGUUUGUUUUAAGUUUUUAUUGCUAUGAAUAUGAUUUACUGAUUUAUAUUUUAGGUUUGUUGGAUUUUGCUCAGGGGUAAAUGUGUUUUUAUUUUCCACCAUGUUACCAUAAAACAUUAAAUCACUAUUCUUGAGCCAUUUAGUUUUAUUUUUGGAUUGUUUUGGUCUGUCAGAGAUGCUGCCUGUCUUCAGUUAAUCUUUAAGCCAUGUAAACUUUACUUUACUACUUAGAAAUUAGUAUUUUAGUAUGUCUAAGACCUGAGAUAUCAAUCUAUGGUUUGUUUUUUUUAUGUUUUUUUUAUGUAUAUGUAUUUUUAGUAUAUUUUUUUGGAUGUGGAAAUGACAAUCAUGGUGAUAAAUACAUAUUCCAAAACGCAAAUUUGUACAUAGAUUUUUUUUUUUUAAAUAUGUAUCUAAAACUUUCCCUGAUGUCUAAACUACUAAUCUUCAAAAGUCUCAAUAAAAGUAACAUGUACAGAC
Molecule: messenger RNA, 2411 nt
Organism: Danio rerio (zebrafish)
Lineage: Eukaryota; Metazoa; Chordata; Actinopteri; Cypriniformes; Danionidae
Source: RefSeq, a predicted model, not a curated record